Messenger RNA from Durusdinium trenchii, 1541 nucleotides. The record is from the annotation of a GenBank genome assembly. Lineage: Eukaryota; Dinophyceae; Suessiales; Symbiodiniaceae.
GUUAGAGCGCCCACGGAUAGUAAGCUAUCUUGUUCAUGUCAUCGUCGAAGCAAGUUCUAUGACUUCACCGGUUCAUUUUGACCAGUAGGUGGUCCUUUUCCACAUGAUGCAUCUCGACACUUUCCUGGGCUCAAGACGGGUGACCUGGCAGUGGUUGGCCAGUGUCAGAGAAUGAAGUGGACGGUGUGGACACUGCUGAGCAGAUGCACUGUCGCCAGCUUUCUGGCAAUUCCUUCUGUCAGGACAGAGGCCAGUAAACAAACAGAGGCUCAAUCGCCCAUUCGAGAAUUCCGCGAUCCUGCAGGGCGGCUCUUCCGCCUGAACUUGAACACAGGUGCAACAGAGUGGGACAGCAAUGAUCCCACGCAUCUCAAGGCCCAAGGCCAAGAACCAGCUCGGGAAGGCCCGCCUCGGGUCACGGUACAGGCAGGAUUGAAAGAAGACAAGGCAGAUGUGAUGGAGAAGAGGACCGAUCUCUUUAAUCCACAGAUCGCCGGCUCCACCAAGGACACCCAGCCCCACGCAAGUGCGGCGGUCCCUCCGCGCGGUGUGACACCGCUGCAGGACAUGCCUCCUUCAAGGCCUGCGAGGAUGCCUUCCGCUAGUAGGGCGACCAAGACGUUUUCGGAAGUGGUGACUUCGGGAAGCCACCCGACCAGUGGCAGAAGUCAAAGGUCAAAGUUUGGCUUUGGCCGUGGCCGUGGGUUGGAUGAUUGGCUCGGCUGGGGCGAAACUGCGGAUCCUAUCGCGGAAGAAGUUCGUGAAGACUUGGCAACGGAUUUGCGGCCCAGCCCCUGGCAAUCCCCAGGCUUUCCGCAAGGGAUUCCAAAACUGGGAGCUCAGAGCCUGGAGGCAAAAAGGCACCAAAAAGCAGACUUCAAGCAUGUCCAGAAGGAUGCAGGGACUACGGCCAAGAAACUCAGCACAGAGGCAGCCCAUUUUGGUCGCAGCCGUCCAUAUCUUAGAUUCAAUUCGGAAGUAAGGCAGUUUGCAAUACUUCGACCUGGAGCUGGUCACUUUUUGCCAUUGAAAGCCAGGUGAAAGACUAAUGGGACUACUGCAGCGAAGAUUUGUCAUUGGUGAUGUUGGAAUGACAUUGAUGCACGGGGGACGGCUGAGGCUCAGAACGUGUCCAUCCUUCAGAACUGUCCAAGGUGAAAUCUGCUUCCAGGGUGCGUGAUUUGGCAUGGGCGAGGGCACAGAAAUUGAGGGGUCGCGAGACCAAACCUUCCAGCGAGCCACUGGUGAGACCUGGAGCUGUUCGCUCUGCGGAUGGAGAUGUGAAUGCAAAUGAUCAAGAGCUGCUUAAAAAAGGCAAGGAUCUAUUAGCCAAGCUUGAGCGACAGGGGCUUGAUGCGGCACUUCUCAGGCAAGCAGGAAUAACUGGAUGAUGCCAACAGACGCUCUAGGCGUGCUGUUUUCAGCCGCACUUCUGCAUGCGGAGGGCAAAACAAAGUGGACAAUUUGCAUACCCCCACCUUGGUCAAACUGAGACGUACUCAGAAGGACCUCACCAUUGCCCACCUUCUCAUCCCUUCCGC